GGAGAGUGAACUUCUGUCUCGUGUGCUGCGCGAGUCGAUGGGGAAAAGUGCAUAAGAUCAUUGUGAGUCUCCACGAUGAGCCGUGACAAUAUCAUUGGAGUCACAUCAGAGGAGGAUCUGCUGGAGGAUCCGAACUUGAGACACCGCGAGAAAUGGCCGGAUGUCAAGGAAAUGCUGCGGCGCAGGGCGGGCAAGAUGUGCCGGAAGGAGACGGUCACGAAGCGCGUGCCCGUGCUGGACUGGCUGCCCAAGUAUAGACGCGAGUACGUCUUCCCGGACGUUGUGGCGGGUAUCACAGUGGCGCUUACGGCCAUUCCGCAGGGCAUCGCGUACGCCGUGGUUGCUGGACUGGAGCCCCAACACGGCUUGUACUCCGAAUUGGUGCCCAGCUUCGUGUACUGCGUCCUGGGCAGCUGCAAGGACAUCACGAUCGGACCCACAGCUAUCAUGGCGCUCCUUGUACAGUCGCACGUGCUUAAGAGUCCGGAUUUUGCGCCCCUGGCGUGCUUCCUUACCGGCAUCAUCAUCCUCGCGAUGGCCAUCCUCAACCUGGGCUUCCUGGUGCAGUUCAUCUCCAUUCCAGUCACCGUGGGCUUCUGCACGGCGGCCGCGCUCACGAUAGCCAGCGCCCAGAUCAAGUCUCUGCUGGGGCUUCCCGGGCGCGGAAAUGAGUUCAUCGAGAGCUGGAAAAGUGUGAUAGAGAAUAUCCAUGAAAUUCAACUCUGGGACACAAUCUUGGGCGUCAGCUCGAUCAUCCUUCUGCUCUCCCUCAAGAAAACGCAGAGCAUCCCGAAGUGGAAGGUCUUCUUCAAGUACGUGUCCAUCUCCCGAAAUGCUAUCAUUGUGAUACUGGGCACUCUGCUGGCCUUCCUCAUGCAGCAAUUCACAGGCAAUGUGCCCUUCGCCCUCACUGGCUCCGUGGCAGCCGGAUUCCCGCCCUUCGUGCCGCCACCUUUCACCACCACCGUCGGCAACAGCACGCUGAACUUCCAGGAAAUGAUCGCCGAGCUGGGCACUUCCAUAAUCUCCAUUCCUGUGAUCUCUGUCCUCGAGAUUGUGGCGGUGGCCAAAGCUUUCUCCAUGGGGAAAACCGUGGACGCCACGCAAGAGAUGAUCGCUCUGGGCUUCAGCAAUGUGUUGGCAUCCUUCGUAGCGUCAAUUCCCUUGUCAGGCUCCUUCACGCGAAGCGCGCUCAACAACGCUUGCGGCGUCUGCACUACCGGUGGCGGAAUCCUGACGGGAAUCAUCGUGCUUCUGGCCAUCGGAUUCCUCACCUCCACUUUCUACUACAUCCCAAAAGCCUCCCUCGCGGCUGUGAUAAUGGUUGCCAUGUACUUUAUGAUCGACUUUGCAGCUCUGAAGGAGAUUUGGCGCACGCGAAGAGUCGACUUCAUUCCCUUCCUCAUCACUCUGGUGGCGUGCUUGGCGCUGGGAGUGGAUCUGGGAAUUGUUAUCGGCAUCGCGAGCAAUCUGGUGUUCAUCAUCUAUGACACAGCGCGACCACGGAUCCAGUUUAAGUGGCUCAAGGUGGAUAACGAUGAGAUUCUCGUGGUGACACCGAAUCAGAGCCUCAUUUUCUCGUCGGCGGAGCACUUCAAGAACCGCCUCAUGAAGAAAGUGAUAGCGCAGAGCAAUCCCAGCUUGCUUGUCGUCAUCGACGGACACUUCGUCCAGAAGAUAGACACCACGGCAGCGUCUAACAUCUACUCGGCCGUGCGCAGCCUGAAGGACGUGUGCAGAGGAAUGAUCUUCUGGAACUGGAGCGGACAGGCUCAGGGUGCCGCGUGGCGCCUCAACAGCGCCUUCGGGGCGCUGUUCCGCGAUGCCAACAGCCUAGAAGAGUUACUUCGGGCGGUCAAAUAG
Messenger RNA from Phlebotomus argentipes, 1863 nucleotides. Its product is annotated as sodium-independent sulfate anion transporter-like. The transcript is spliced from 6 exons. NCBI's taxonomy places the organism in Eukaryota, Metazoa, Arthropoda, Insecta, Diptera, Psychodidae. Gene Ontology annotation, cellular component: membrane. Bases 76 to 1863 code for a protein of 595 amino acids. Gene Ontology annotation, biological process: transmembrane transport. Gene Ontology annotation, molecular function: sulfate transmembrane transporter activity. The record is from RefSeq and is a predicted model, not a curated record.